GGCUAAGAAAAAGGGGGAUAAGAUUGAAUUUAAUUUUGAAUUGUGGGAGGUUAUUAUCCCAUAAAUAGAGAUGACAGCAGCUGAAGAGGUGUGGAGAAAAACAGAAAAAAAUAUACAGCAGCAUAGGAAAGGCGUGAUUCAAGCAAGCAGAAUUUUCUAAAAUUGGACUAGCAAAUCCGAUCAAGGAGCUAGAGUAGCAGCUAGUAAAUUCGGCUAAUUUGGAGAAGGGAAAUCGGACGUCUUGAAGAACUUUGCCUUCCAAGAAUCAGUUUGUAGAUUAGUCCAUUUAGUAUAUGUUAUUAAGGAGCGGACGAUGAACAUCGAAGUUCCCUGUUAACAUUACCGAUCAACAAGCCAAAUCUCACAAUCUCCACGAGCCUAACGAUUUAGAGGACAUCGACAUGGCCAACCAGACCUUGAAGCAAUUGGCCGCACCUAACUUGGCUGCGCAACCACCAUCUAUCACUUAUCCUGCCCUUGAUAGGCCAUUAAAGCUUAAUUCAGGAUUCCUGAACUUGUUGCUGAAAUUCAAUGGACUACCAGGUGAGGACCCUUACCGUCAUGUUAAUGAAUUUAUAAUAACUUGUUCGACUAUGCAGCCAGAUGGCAUUGAAGAGGAACAAAUCAAGCUCCGAGCUUUUCCUUUCUCGUUACAAGGUUUGGCGAAGGACUGGUUAUAUUAUAUGCCGCCAGGUUCAUUUACGACGUGGACAGGUUUGCACAAAGCUUUUCUUGAGAAGUUCUUUCCGGCAUCAAGAAUAGGGUCAAUCAGGAAGGAAAUUUGUGGAAUUAAGCAACUGGUAGGUGAGUCAUUAUAUGAGUACUGGGAAAGGUUUAAACGACUAUGUGCGAGUUGUCCACAGGAUCAGAUUAGUGAGCAGCUCUUAGUGCAAUAUUUUUAUGAAGGGUUGACACCACAAGAUCGAGGGAUGAUUGAUGCAGCGAGUGGAGGUGCAUUGGUUGAUAAAACUCCGGAGCAAGCCCGAAAUUUGAUUGCUAAUAUGGUGCAGAAUACACAGCAAUUCGGUCUCAGGAGGUCCGACUUGGGUAAACGAAUGGAGGAGGGUCAGUCGAGUAUGAUGGAGGCUCAGUUAGCUAACUUAACGGCUAUGGUAAGUAAAUUGAUGACUGGAGGUAAUGCGAAAGCCUCACUAUGUGGCAUUUGUUGUUUGGAAGGACAUACCACAGAUAUGUGUCCGACAUUACAGGAAGGGGAAGCUAACGCCAUCUUUCCAAAUCAGAGAAGGUAUGAUCCAUAUUCAGCUACCUAUAAUGAGGGAUGGAGAGAUCACCCCAAUCUCAGAUACCAAAACCGUGCCACACCUCCGGGAUUUGAGCAGCAAAAUUCCCGACCAUAUAAUUUGUAUUUACAUUUUAAUCCUAGUUUAAUGCUAAUAAAUUUUUUUUAAUUUCCUGUUAAAAAUCACUCCUUUAAUUUUCUUGUUUA
Molecule: messenger RNA, 1447 nt
Organism: Gossypium raimondii (Peruvian cotton)
Lineage: Eukaryota; Viridiplantae; Streptophyta; Magnoliopsida; Malvales; Malvaceae
Exons: 2
Coding region: 402-1409 (335 amino acids)
Source: RefSeq, a predicted model, not a curated record